Molecule: messenger RNA, 2130 nt
Organism: Camelina sativa (false flax)
Lineage: Eukaryota; Viridiplantae; Streptophyta; Magnoliopsida; Brassicales; Brassicaceae
Source: RefSeq, a predicted model, not a curated record
AUGCUAAUACGCUCACCAAUUUCUGUAUCGUUCUCAGCUGAUGCUGAGAAUAUCACACUCUUUGAGUAUCAUGGUUCAUUCCAGACCAACAAUGAAACAUAUGAUCGUUUUGAAAGAUUUGACAUCGAAGGAGAUGAUGAAACACAGAUGAACAUGAACUUCAAUCCAAGAGAAGGCACUGAAAUACCUACAACUCUCAUCCCAUCACCACCUCGUCAGCAGGAGCAGGACAUUCCCGAAGGAGUCAACCCCACAAGCCCCCAGCGCCAGGAGCAUGGUAGGGACGAAUUUGCUGAGCAGAGGGAGGAACAAAACAUACCGGACAGAGAGGAACAAGAUAUACCAAAGCCAGCAAAGAAAAGAACAAGAAAGACAGCUACUUCAGAAAUGGAUUAUGAGCAGACUAUUAUUGCUGGUCAUGUUUACCAGUCAUGGCUCCAAGAUACUUCUCACAUUCUCUGUAGGGGGGAAAAGAGAAAGGUUCGAGGAACUAUCCGGGCAGAAAUGAAAUUUUUCAAACGUGCGAAUAUGCCACCUACACUACUCCUCGAAAAUCAUGUGGAUAGUUCUUACCCUCCUCAGCUUUACGAGCUUUGGACAAAGAGUACUCAACGUUUGGAUGAAUCCAAUGUUAACAAUAACCCUGAGCCAGAAGAUCUUGGACAGCAAUUCCAUCAAGCUGAUGCUGAGAAUAUCACACUCUUUGAGUAUCAUGGUUCAUUCCAGACCAACAAUGAAACAUAUGAUCGUUUUGAAAGAUUUGACAUCGAAGGAGAUGAUGAAACACAGAUGAACAUGAACUUCAAUCCAAGAGAAGGCACUGAAAUACCUACAACUCUCAUCCCAUCACCACCUCGUCAGCAGGAGCAGGACAUUCCCGAAGGAGUCAACCCCACAAGCCCCCAGCGCCAGGAGCAUGGUAGGGACGAAUUUGCUGAGCAGAGGGAGGAACAAAACAUACCGGACAGAGAGGAACAAGAUAUACCAAAGCCAGCAAAGAAAAGAACAAGAAAGACAGCUACUUCAGAAAUGGAUUAUGAGCAGACUAUUAUUGCUGGUCAUGUUUACCAGUCAUGGCUCCAAGAUACUUCUCACAUUCUCUGUAGGGGGGAAAAGAGAAAGGUUCGAGGAACUAUCCGGGCAGAAAUGAAAUUUUUCAAACGUGCGAAUAUGCCACCUACACUACUCCUCGAAAAUCAUGUGGAUAGUUCUUACCCUCCUCAGCUUUACGAGCUUUGGACAAAGAGUACUCAAGUACUUAAAACCUCAUCAUCUGAAACUCGACACCCUGAUUUCUGCGCGGAACAAUCUCCAGGGUUUGUUGAGGAGAGAAUGCAGAACCAGCAUCAAACAAACCAUGUAAGACGCGGAAGCAUAUUCUUUCCUGAAAAUUUAGUAUCUAUAAGAGAAAGACACAGUUUCAUAUACUCUGUAACUGAGUGUGGAUGUAUGCAGCAUCAGGGCAGUGACACAAGCUCCCAAAAUCUUGGUAGUCCCGCAGAAAGACUCCGGACAAUUUAUACUGGGAAAGGUUCUUCAGUAGAAAGCAUGAUGGCUGGAUCUCGAGCAAGCCCUGAAACUAUUAACCGCCAGGCUGCUGAUAUUACUGUUACGCCAUUCUAUUCUGGAGACGACGUGAGAUCCAUGCCUAGCACACCAUCCGCACGUGGAGCAGCUUCAAUUAACAACAUAGAGAUCAGCUCUAAAAGUCGCAGGUCCAAUUUAAAAAGGCCAAAUUCCUCACCAAGAAGAGGGCUCGAACCAGUAGCGGAAGAGAGACCGUGGGAUCACCAUGAAUAUGACUUUGAGUUUUCGAUUGUACCUGAAAAGCGCUUCAGAGCCGAUAGCGAAAUACUAUUUGAAACUGGAUGUACAGAGACUCAAAAUCCAGCGUGCAAUCAAUCAGACGAGAGGAUAACAGAUAGCAUCAAAAGUCAUCUCAAGACACACUUUGAAACACCUGGAGCUCCUCAAGUGGAAUCUCUUAACAAGCUCGCUGUUGGAAUGGACAGAAACGCUGCAGCUAAACUCUUCUUUCAAUCCUGUGUGUUAGCGACUCGCGGAGUCAUCAAGGUGAAUCAAACACAGCCUUAUGGGGACAUUCUCAUUGCAAGAGGACCUAACAUGUAA